AUGGCAGCGCUGGUGGCUGAGUAUCAGCAGGCGGCAGCUGAAGGUCUUGGCUCCAACCAGAAAGCCGUGAAGUACUUGGGCCAGGACUUUGAGACCCUGAGGCAGAAGUGCUUGGACUCAGGGGUCCUAGUUAAGGAUCCAGAGUUCCCAGCGUCCCCACCAGCCUUGGACUACGAGGAUCUUGGACCAUGCUCCCCCCAGACUCAAGGCAUUGUUUGGAAGCAGCCCGUGGAAUUGUGUCCCAGCCCUCAGUUUAUCGUUGGUGUAGCCACGUGUGCAGACGUUUGUCAGGGUGUGCUAGCUCAUUCCUGUGAACGGGCGCUGUGUUUCCUCCCGCGGUUCUGGCAGUAUGGAGGGUGGGUGGAGGUGGCGGUGGACGACAGGCUGCCCACCAAGGACGGGGAGCUGCUCUUCCUGUGCUCCGAGGAAGGCAGUGAGCUCUGGAGCGCGCUGCUGGAGAAGGCCUACGGCUUUGAGGAUUUCACAGGUGGCAUCUCUGAGUUUUAUGAGCUGAAGAAGCCACCAGCCAGUCUGUUUCAGAUCAUCCGGAAGGCCCUUCGAGCAGGGUCUCUGCUGGCCUGCUCCAUUGAUGUCUCCAGUGCAGCUGCAGCAGAAGUCAUCACCAGCCUGAAGCUGGUUAAGAGUCAUGCGUCCUCUGUCACUGGAGUCGAAGAGGUGGAUUUCCGGGGCCAUCCAGAGAAGCUGAUGAGACUCCGGAACCCGUGGGGCGAAGUGGAAUGGAUGGGGGCCUGGAGCGAUGAUGCACUAGAGUGGAAUUACAUAGAUCCCAGGCAGAAAGAAAAGCUGGACAAGAAAGCUGAGGAUGGAGAGUUCUGGAUGUCUUUUUCGGAUUUCUUGAGGCAGUUCUCUCGGCUAGAGAUCUGCAACCUGUCCCUGGACUCCCUGAGCAGCGAGGAGGUGCACAAGUGGAACCUGAUUCUAUUCAAUGGGUACUGGAUACGGGGCUCCACUGCCGGCGGCUGCCAGCACUCCGCAGCCACUUACUGGACCAAUCCCCAGUUCAAAAUCUGUUUGGACGAGGUAGGCGACCACCAGGAGGAGAGCAUUGGUGAACCCGGCUGCACGGUGCUGCUGGGGCCGCUGCAGAAGAAUCGCAGGCGACAGAAGAGGAUGGGACAGGGCAUGCUCAGCAUAGCCGAUGCUGUCUACAAGGUCCCCAAAGAGCUGGAGAGCCACAGGGAUGAGCACCUGGGCCGGGUCUCCUUCCUGGGCCGCAAGCCUUCCGCCCGCUCCAGCACCUACGUCAACCUGCGCGAGGUCUCGGCAUGUGUGCAGCUGCCCCCCGGGGAGUACGUGGUGUUGCCGUCCACCUUCGGGCCCUUCAAGGACGGCGACGUCUGCCUGAGGGUGUUCUCGGAGAAGAAGACCAAGGCCCUGGGCAUGGAAAUUGGGGAUGUAGUAGCUGGAAGCCCACAUGAGAUAUGCGACAGAUGUAGUGGACAAGAAGACGGCCAGCUCUGGAGCCUGUUUGAGAAGCUUGCAGGGAAGGAUUCUGAGAUCAGUGUCAAUGAACUCAAGACGGCUCUGAAUGAGGUGUUUUCCAAACGAACAGACAUCAAAUUCGAUGGAUUCAACAUCAACACUUGCAGGGAGAUGAUCAGCCUGAUGGAUAGCAAUAGGACGGGCACCUUGGGGCUGGUGGAAUUCAAGAUGCUCUGGUUGAAGAUUCAGAAGCAGCUGGAAAUCUAUCGGGAAACUGAUUAUAACCACUCGGGGACCAUUGAUGCCCACGAGUUGAGGACAGCCCUGAAGAAGGCAGGUUUCACCCUUAGCAACCAGGUACAGCAGACCAUUUCCAUGCGGUAUGCAUGCAGCAAACUUGGCAUCGACUUUGACAGCUUCCUUGCUUGUAUGAUCUGCCUGGAGACCCUCUUCAAACUGUUCAGCCUUCUGAACAAGGACCAGAAUGGCAUUGUCCGGCUCUCUCUGGCAGAGUGGCUGUGCUGUAUAUUGGUCUGACCCAGGGUUGUGGACAUUGGUGAUGCUCCCUGCCAGCCUGCCUGCCUCUUUUCUCCCUUUCUUUACAGUUUUGUGAACAUUUAUCCUCAAGGGGGCAUUCACUGGUUAUUCAUCUCUUCCUUGCCGUUUCUUGUUCCCUGAGAUCCUGGCCUGUCCCGCUGGAGCAGUCCGGGGAGCCCGAGAUCUCUUUCAGCAGCAUUUAAGCUGAUCCCAGAGCACAAUGGAGAGACAGAAAUUAAUUAAAGUUGUGGGUCAAAAUGGUUUCUGCCUUCCUCUAGCGAUAUGUAAUCUGGGGGGUGCCCUGGGGUGUUCCUGCUUUAGAAAAGACGUUCUUGAGCAAUGACGCAGCCCAAAGCUGCUGAAAGAUGUGAAAUGUGGGUGAAUUUCUUGGAUGAAAGGUCUGCUAUAGAUUAAACUGCCUCUGGGGACUGCCUUCAGGAAAGGAGCUGCCCCCGCCCUUCCGAGGAGGGUGCAGG
This is a messenger RNA of Aethalodelphis obliquidens (Pacific white-sided dolphin), 2456 nucleotides long. RefSeq names its product calpain 8 (gene CAPN8). Gene Ontology annotation, molecular function: calcium ion binding; calcium-dependent cysteine-type endopeptidase activity. The transcript is spliced from 22 exons. The record is from RefSeq and is a predicted model, not a curated record. Gene Ontology annotation, biological process: proteolysis. Bases 1 to 1980 code for a protein of 659 amino acids. Gene Ontology annotation, cellular component: cytoplasm. Lineage: Eukaryota; Metazoa; Chordata; Mammalia; Artiodactyla; Delphinidae.